This is a messenger RNA of Malus domestica (apple), 1158 nucleotides long. RefSeq lists its product as uncharacterized. NCBI's taxonomy places the organism in Eukaryota, Viridiplantae, Streptophyta, Magnoliopsida, Rosales, Rosaceae. The record is from RefSeq and is a predicted model, not a curated record. Gene Ontology annotation, cellular component: mRNA cleavage and polyadenylation specificity factor complex; nucleus. Gene Ontology annotation, biological process: termination of RNA polymerase II transcription. Gene Ontology annotation, molecular function: RNA polymerase II CTD heptapeptide repeat phosphatase activity.
ACAUUUUUGAAAUUAAGAGUAAAUUUUGGCUACAUUCGAUGAAUUAUUUAUAGAACAGUGAUUGUGAUUUGUGAAAAAGACAGACAGUUAAAUUCUGUUGGCCAUGAAGUUCCGGCACGCCAUGGUGUGUUCGUUGAACCAGAACCGGAGCAUGGAGGCUCACUCACUCCUCAAGCGACAAGGCUUCUACGUCGCUUCGUACGGCACCAGAGCCCAUGUCAAGCUCCUUGGUCCCUCCCUCAGAGGACCCAACAUCUACGACUUUGGCACUCCUUACAAGCAGAUGUUCGACGAUCUCCGGCGAAAAGACCCCGAACUGUACAAGCGUAAUGGUAUCUUGCCUAUGCUUAAAAGAAACUCGGGAGUCAAACUGGCACCUCAGCGGUGGCAGGACAAUGCUGCCGACAGUUCCUUUGAUGUGGUGGUAACAUUCGAAGAAAAGUUUUUGACAUGGCUGUUGAAGGUUGAUCUCAACAACCGGGACCAUGUUCUUAGGAAGUGUGUACUGAUAAUCAACUUGGAGGUAAAAGAUAACCACGAGGAGGCGGCUGUAGGAGCUCGUCUUGCUUUCGAUCUUUGCCAGGAGAUUGAAGCAGCUGAAUCGUGGGAGGAAGCAAUUGAUGACAUUGUGUCCGGUUUUGAGAAGCAGCAACGGCAGAAGUUAAUGUAUAGCAUCUCAUUUUAUUGAAACUGCACUAAAAGUAUGUUAGGGAGAUUUCCAUCAACGAAGUCCAAUUGUUGGUGAUAACUUGGAUUGAUCGUAUUCUGGGCCGGAGCCAUGAACCUGUGACGAGGCCAUGAACCUGUGACGAUCUCUCCAAACAAGCGCAGGCGUAUCGACAUGAUGAGAGGACCAAGGCUAGAUGAUCGUGUCAUUCUUUCUUACGUGAUUAACCACCAACUGUUCUCCCUUACAUUAGCGUCGAUAAGAAGGUAGUUAUACUAAUAUGGAGUACAAUGAUUGAGAAAAAAGAAAAUGAAAGACUCGUGCUAUUGUGAGAAGUACCGUACGGCUACUAGUGACGUGUCGACCAACUAAAAGAGUAGUAACUCAAUGUAUAAACUUAGUGUUCGUUUGAAUGUGCUUUUAAAAUGACUGAAAACGCUUUUACAGAAAAUGUUUUUGAGUUCCAAAAGCAUUCGAAGUGUUUUCGGCAA